AUGCCUCCUCUCUACAUUUUGGCCAAUCAGAUAACACCCAUGAAAACCACUUGUGCGUUGAAGGUAAGAUGUAUUCGUACAUAUGGAGUUAGAGAAUGUAGCGGCAGUGAGGUUGUCAAAUGUCGAGAAUGCGUGUUCCAUGAUCGGGAGGGUAAUGUCUUACAUGCUAAUAUACCACGUGAGCAUGUUGCUAAAUUCCAGAAUAGAUUCGUUGAAGAUGUGAUUGGAAGGAUAAUUGAAAUAUAUUCUCCUAUAGAAAAGGUCAUUGGUGGAAGGCCUUCCCGGUUGAUAGACUUUCUUAUGGAGGAUGAAAGUGGUGAGGAAAUGAAAUGCACUGUCUGGGACGACCAUGUUGAUAAGGUCGAUUCUUGGGUAAAAGCCUGCUUCAACACUGGGGAAACUAAAAUUUCAUCUUCAUAUGAUGCGACUCAAUUAUUUAUAAAUGAAGACAUUCCUGAAAUAAUUGAUUUUAGGGAAAGCAUGUGUGGUGAGAAUACUCCUAUGCGGAGUAUUUGUUCUAAUGCAAGUCUAUCUGCUGUCAAUACUUUUGACACAUUCAACCGUGAGUCUAUGAUUAUGAGUACAAUAAGUGAUGUGUAUGAGAAAAGACAAUUUGGAGAUUAUUGGGUUGUCGCGAAGAUUGUUGGAAUAGAAAGUGGUUUGGACUGGUGUUAUAACUCAUGCAAGACACGGGGAUGUAACAAGAAACUUUCCUUGAAUACGAAAGGAUUCUAUGACUGUUACAAGUGUAAAAGAACAUGGGGAGAAGGUAUUUUGAGGUACAGAAUUAAAGUGAGAGUUGUUGACAGGGAUGGUAAUGCAUCAUUCCUUUUAUGUGACAGUGAGUGUAAGGAAUUGAUAGGCAUGUCGGCUAUAGAACUGAGAGGAAAAUAUCCACAGGAUAAACAACUAUUCCCAAAUGAGAUUUCAUCGUUGUGUUCUAUGACACUGAUUUUUAAGAUUUCCGUGAGAAAAGAACAGUUUCAGCUUCCUAAUGCCUUCGCUGUUAUGGAGAUUAUUAACGAUUAUUCAUUGGUUGGUUCCUACUGUCCUAAAUUAUUGGAAAACUUUGACAGUGAUCCAACUUCUAAGCUGGAGUCCAAUGACUGUUUUGAAUCAGAUGAGGAGUUUCUUUCAGAAGGUGAGGGUGAAAUCCAGUGGCCUUAA
Molecule: messenger RNA, 1167 nt
Organism: Ipomoea nil (Japanese morning glory)
Lineage: Eukaryota; Viridiplantae; Streptophyta; Magnoliopsida; Solanales; Convolvulaceae
Product: replication protein A 70 kDa DNA-binding subunit A-like
Exons: 10
Coding region: 1-1167 (388 amino acids)
Biological process (GO): DNA replication; DNA recombination; DNA repair
Cellular component (GO): nucleus
Molecular function (GO): DNA binding
Source: RefSeq, a predicted model, not a curated record